GGUUCUAUUUUUUAUUCUUCAACAGAGUCAAAAACACAUCUUUGUAGUAUUGCUAUUACAUCAUCUUUUAUUUAUUUAUUUUUAAAAAAAAUCAACAAUACUGGUAUGUACGAUACGUUUGCAUAUUGAUGUACAUUUGGAAAAGUUACUGAGAAAGAAACUCAAAAAGCUUCGGCUGCAUUUGACUUUGGAGAAAAUGAUUGAAGGCUGAAGCAAAGCAAUGUCUGACGCUAAUUUAUAGAAAGGGCCUUCCUGUCCAGAAAAUUAGUGGUUUGUAUAUAUAUAUAUAUAUAUAUAUAGGAAGGAGGGCAGAGAGGAUGAAAAUCUUCGAAGGCACAUGUGAUUUACAUGUUGGGAAUUUGUGGUAAAAAUCUUUUAAGAGUUUUCAAUUAAUGGUAAUUUAUGGUGCUUCUACUGAAGACCAAAAUGCAUGGCUUAUUCGGUCGGUGCGCAGAGCUUCUGGUAUCAAGGAGAAAGUGGGACACGUUGGGAUCGUUUCCAUUUUUGUUUGCUGCGAGAAUCUGCACGGGACAUCAUUGUAGAGACUCGUAUGAUUAUACGUAUUUGUUAGAGCAAUGUAAAAGUAAGAAAUCUGUUAAAAAAGUGCAUGCCCAGAUAGUUAUUGGAGGUUAUGAGCAAAACCCAUUUGUUGCUGCAAAGCUGGUGGGGAAGUACGUUGAGUAUGAUUCGAACAUGGAAGUUGCAAGCAAGGUGUUUGAUAGUUUGUUGGACAGAGAUGUUUUUGUGUGGAAUAUGGUAAUCCAAGGUUACGCAAAUUUGGGUCCUUUUGAGGAAGCUCUAGAUUUGUAUCACCAAAUGCGGCUAAGUGGCUUAUCCGCAAACCGUUAUACUUACCCUUUUGUUUUGAAGGCUUGUGGUGCUAUGAAAGAUGGAAACAAAGGUCAGCUUGUCCAUGGCCAUGUUGUGAAAUUAGGGCUUGACUCGGAUUUGUUUGUUGCCAAUGCUCUUAUAGCUUCCUAUGCCAAGUGUAAGGAUGUUGUGAUUUCCAGAAAAGUGUUUGAUAAUAUUCUUGAGAAAGACAUUAUUAGUUGGAAUUCCAUGAUUUCAGGGUAUACUGUUAAUGGACAUGUGGAUGAAGCUCUCAUGCUUUUCCCUGCCAUGCUGCAGGGUCAUACCACAUGCUUGCCUGACCAUGCCACUCUUGUUAGCACUCUUCCUGCUUGUGUUCAAGCAUCAGCCAUCCAUGUAGGCUUUUGGAUUCAUUCUUACGUCAUAAAAUCUGGCAUGGAAGUUGAAUCUGCUUUAGGCAGCGGUCUCAUUUCAAUGUAUGCAAACUGUGGACGAGUGAGCAUCGCAAGAGAAGUUUUCGUUCGAAUCAAAGAUAAAAACGCAGUGGCAUGGAGUGCAAUGAUAAGAUGUUAUGGAAUGCAUGGGUAUGCAGAUGAAGCACUCCAGAUGUAUUCACAGCUGUUAGAGUCUGGCAUACACCCGGAUGAGGUUAUAUUUUUAUGUUUAUUAUCCGCAUGUAGUCAUGCAGGCAUGGUAGCAAAAGGAUGGGAAAUUUUCAAGGAAAUGGAUGAUUAUGGAAUACAGAAAAAUGAUAAUCACUAUGCUUGCAUGGUUGAUCUCUUAGGAAGGGCUGGGUUUCUUGACCAGGCAGUUGAGUUUAUUGAAAGCAUGCCUGUGCAGCCAGGGAAAGAUGUAUAUGGUGCGUUGCUUGGUGCCUGUAGAAUACAUAAUAACAUAGAACUAGCUGAAGAAGCUGCAAAGAAGCUGUUGAUCUUGGACCCUGACAAUGCUGGACGGUAUGUUAUUCUGGCAAAGAUGUAUGAAGAUGCGGGGCGGUGGGAAGAUGCAGCUAGAGUGAGGACUGCGGUGAGAGAGAACAAAGUUAGGAAACUAACCGGAUGUAGUUCAAUCGAGGUGAAUUGCAUUCAUCAUACAUUUGGAGUAGAUGAUAUGUCUCACCCGUUAACCGACCAGAUUUUCAUCACAUUGGAAAGAUUGGACAGGAUAAUGGAAGAAGAAAUAGUAAUAGUCUGACAACGCCAUUGUGGCCUCAAAUCAGGCGAAUGGCACAGAUGCUAAGCUUGAAAUUUGCAACGUAGUUGAGGAAGAAGAAAAUGUUAUUAAUCAUUGUCACUGCUAAUUCGUAAAAGCCAUGUUGUAUUGCAAUUAUGUAACUUUGCACUAUUAAAUUCAAUUCAUUCUUUUACUAUUUAUUA
This is a messenger RNA of Ziziphus jujuba (common jujube), 2186 nucleotides long. RefSeq names its product pentatricopeptide repeat-containing protein CRR2, chloroplastic-like. The record is from RefSeq and is a predicted model, not a curated record. The transcript has a single exon. The coding region runs from base 403 to 2004 and encodes 533 amino acids. Gene Ontology annotation, biological process: RNA modification. Lineage: Eukaryota; Viridiplantae; Streptophyta; Magnoliopsida; Rosales; Rhamnaceae. Gene Ontology annotation, molecular function: RNA binding; protein binding.